GUACAUUGUGUGCCAGCUAAGUUUGGAAACUGGAGAUAAUGUUGGGAAAAAUAUUAAUUCUCUGGUUUACUACUGCACUUAUACUAGAAGCUCGAGAGUUGACACUCACAAGAUUUGAAGAUUCUGAUACUCGUGAACUGGUUUGUAAUGAUGGAAGUGGAGGAGGAUACUAUACUUUACUUUCACCGGAACAAAGUUCGGAAGUUGCUAAAAACAGAUGGAUUUUUUUUUACAGGGUGGAGGCUGGUGUUACGACAAUGUUACCUGUAAAUCUAGACUGGAAGGGAAUCAAGAUGGAACGGGACCGCUAGUAUCCUCUAACAAAUGGCCUAAAACUCGAGAAGUCUCAGGUAUCUUUGAUCUGAAAGAUGAGGACUGGUAUAACGCUAACCUUGUGUUUGUACCGUACUGUUCUUCUGAUGCUCAUAUGGGAGAUUCAGAUCAUCAGAUAGAUACAUUGGGACUUAAACAUUUUAGAGGACGAAGAAUGGCUAGAGCUGCAGUUGAAGAACUUGUUGGAAAUAAACCUGAUCAAGAGAUUCUGUUUGGUGGCACCUCAGCAGGAGGUCGGGGUAGCAUGGUUCUUAUAGACUUUAUUCAUGAUCUAGUUCAUGACACAACAACCAUUAGAGGAGUUCAUGACUCAGGAGCUUAUCAAGAUAUUCAACCAUAUGUUUCAUCAUAUACACCCUUCGGAGAACAAUGCAAGAGAGCAUUUGAGAUGUAUGCACCACCUGUCAGUGAGAUCUGUAGAGAGGAGUUUACAGGAGAACUUUGGAAAUGUAUUUGUGGAGAAUAUAUGCUGCCAAGGGUGAUGACCCCAUCUCAAGUAUUAAUCUAUCUGUAUGAUUCCUACCAGUUAUCCAACGCUGUGGGAAAAUCUCCAGCUCACUGGGAUCCAGAAAUGUGUAGAUAUGUUGAAGAUUUAUUCCGACCUGAUAUGGAGGAAACAGUUGCAGAUAUAGUAUCUAACCCUGAACAUGUGGUAUUUGCUCCAGCCUGCUAUGAUCAUGGCAUUAUGACAUCAUCAAAGUUUCAAAGCAUUAAGGUUGAGGGAAUAUCUGCUGAGGAUCAACUACUCACCUGGCUUUCUGGUUUUAAGGAGGAUGUGAUGUCUUCAUGUGCUGGAGUUAAUUGUCAGGAAACUUGUGAACAUGUUGGUGUAGGAGAUGAUGCCCUCUGCUAGCUGUCAAUCUAGCUUUAACAGCACGUGGUUUCUUCAUAUCCUUUGCUAUGCAAAAAUUCUAACAUUGAUCACAGAUCUCACAGAUAGGAUACUAGAUCUCGUCUAUUUUAAGUUUUCUGUGUGUUUCUUUUACAAUAACCCUGAGACAGAAGCUCAAAGGAGUUACACGUAGUCAGCGUAGAACAGGCGCUCUCUCUGUCUUUGUUCUAUAACGCUGACUACAUGUAACUCCUUUGUGCUUCUGCCUGAAGGCAAUAGUAAACGGAACACACUGCAAUCUUGAAAAGACGACAUCUAGAGUACUAUCUGUUAUUUUAAUUAAUCUAUGAUAUAGCCAUGCAUUAUGUACAUGAUAUAAAUAACUGUUUUAAAUCUUUUUAAAUUUUUAGAUUACUUUUUUUCUAACUUAAGUGUAUAAUCUGACAAUUUAAACUUUCAAAAUGGUAAUAAAAAUAUUAAUUAAAUAUUAA
Molecule: messenger RNA, 1656 nt
Organism: Eurytemora carolleeae
Lineage: Eukaryota; Metazoa; Arthropoda; Copepoda; Calanoida; Temoridae
Product: palmitoleoyl-protein carboxylesterase NOTUM
Exons: 11
Coding region: 218-1186 (322 amino acids)
Molecular function (GO): hydrolase activity
Source: RefSeq, a predicted model, not a curated record